UGUUUGUUUUAAGAUUUUUGCUUAUGCUUUGGGGUCCGGAUUGUGCACCCAAAAAGAAUGAGUGAAACUAGAGGUAAAAAUAAAGUUUAAAAAGAAGCCAUGAGGCUGCGACUAACACUCAACCAGAAUUUUGGUUCAAAAUUGUUUGUUGCCUUCAUAUUUUGCUUUUACGUCCUGAUUCGAUACAAUCAUUUUCUCACCGAAAAUGGCGAAGGAAAUAGUGUUCUUACUAGAAAACUUUCUAUGUUUGAUUCCGAUAUAAGAGAAAAAUGUAAACCUGCUAAAGGAGCAGUAGAUGAGUUUCCUCCAGAUUUUAUGACUCAGGAGCAACGAUACAAAGGCGGUAUUAUUUUUCAUGUUACUGUGACAUUUUAUAUGUUUGGCCUUUUAGCAGUGGUAUGCGAUGACUAUUUUGUACUUUCGUUGUAUCAUAUUUGCUUGCGACUUAAAAUGGAUAAAGAUGUUGCUGGUGCAACUUUUAUGGCAAUUGGAUCGUCUGCCCCAACGUUGUUUAUCUCUAUUGUCUCCAUUUUUUUUACUGAUAGUGCUGGUGAUGUUGGACUAGGUACUGUCGUAGGUUCAACAAUAUUUAACACCUUGUUCAUUGUAUCAAUAUGUGCUAUGGUUACAACAAUACCAGCACGUGUUUCUCAAUGGCCACUUAUGAGAGAUUCGUUUGUAUAUGUUCUUGGGACAAUUUCACUUGCAAUAACAAUUCGAGAUAGACGUGUUUAUUGGUACGAAGCAUGCUUGUUUGUAAUAGUGUACAUGUUUUAUAUAGUCAUUAUAUAUUUCAACAAAGAACUUGGUGCGGUGUUUAACAAUAAUGUCAAGCAAGUAUGUGGUGAGUUAGAAGAUGAAGACUCAGAUAUGUUGACAAUAAAUUCGAAAACAACAAUGGAUGAUUUACUGAAACCUUCAGGAAACGAAGAAGUACCAAAAAAUCAUGAUGCGUCAAGUAACAAUUCAAUGAUGGAUGAUCUUGAACAGUUUGAACACAAACAAGAAUCUCCCCUACAAAUUCCAGAGGGAUGCAUUGCAAAAAUUGUUUGGAUAUUAGGUUUUCCUGUUAUGAUAUUGUUCUAUAUCACUAUACCACCGUGCUGCAAAAAACGUUGGUCUGAAUGGUUUUUAGUAACUUUUGCAAUGUCCGUUAUGUGGAUGGGAUUUCUCUCUUAUAUUCUUGUUUGGAUGGUUGUUAUAAUUGGAGACACAUUUGAUAUACCUGAUUGUAUUAUGGGAAUGACGUUUUUAGCUGCUGGUUCAAGUAUACCCGAUGUAAUGGCAUCAGUAAUUGUUGCACGUCAAGGAAUGGCUGAUAUGGCAUUAUCAAAUGCUAUUGGAUCAAACGUAUUUGAUAUGCUGUGUUUAGGAUUACCGUGGUUGCUAAAAACAACAAUCAUGGAUCCAGGCAGUUUUAUUACAAUCCAGUCUCAAAGCAUAAUGAUUUCCACUCUUCUCUUAAUCGGUUCUAUUGUGUUCACAAUUGUAGCAGUUCAUUUGAAUAAUUGGAGAUUAGAUUUUAAAUUAGGGAUUAUUUUUCUUAUUAUAUACAUAGUAUUUAUAGCACUUGCAACUUUAAUUGAAUUUUUAGCUUGUCCGUGUCAGAUUGAAGAUUUUCUUCCAGUCUAAGUAACUUAAGAAUAUUCUAUGAAUAAAAAAUUUCAAUAACUUUUUAGCCCUAAAACAAACUAAAAUGAAAUAAAAAGCAUCGCAAAAUUCUUUAAUACAAAUAAGGGCAUUGGGAAAAUAAUGGCAUUGGAAAAAACGAAUUUACAGUGGCAUCUACUUACUCCAAAAGAUUCAAGAUAGAUGCAUCUUAAUAGCUUCAACAGAUCACACAAUGAUCACAAAGAUCACACAAACUGUAAAUAAUCAAGAAUCAGGGAUCUUGAAUUAGAUACUCGAAACUUGAUUACUUUAGACUCAAGAACUUGAUUACUUUAGACUCUCAAUUACUUUUACCUCAAAUGAUACGUUUGACUCAAAUGUUUGACUGUUUUUAAAAUCACAAGCUAGACUUCAAAUUUGGCUAAGCAGGACAUUGCGUGCUUAUGGUAUUGUAAAGCAUUAUUUAUAUUGUCAAAAUUAGUUUUCAGAACAAUAUUUGUUUUAAAAAUAUUAUGUUUAAAACUUUUGUAAUUUUUGCUUACUAAUGAUUUAUGUAUUUCACAA
Molecule: messenger RNA, 2175 nt
Organism: Hydra vulgaris (swiftwater hydra)
Lineage: Eukaryota; Metazoa; Cnidaria; Hydrozoa; Anthoathecata; Hydridae
Product: sodium/potassium/calcium exchanger 3
Biological process (GO): calcium ion transmembrane transport; intracellular calcium ion homeostasis
Cellular component (GO): plasma membrane
Molecular function (GO): calcium, potassium:sodium antiporter activity; calcium channel activity
Source: RefSeq, a predicted model, not a curated record